GCAUUUAAAUUCGUUUAACAUUUGUUUAAUCAUUCUUUAAAGAAUUUCUAUUUAAAUAAAAAGAAUUUGAUAAACAUUCAAUAAUCAAAAACAAGUUUGGCAUUGAUAAUUUCGAAAAUGAGUGUAAAUACAGCUCACGCUAAUGGUGGUGUUCUGAUUCAUGCAGGAGAAACAAUUCUUUUAUUCAGUGACAAUACGACAAUAGAAUUUUCGGGUCAAGAUGGACCAAUGUUUAAAGGAACGAAACAUGGAAGAAUUUAUUUGACAACUCAUCGCAUAAUUUUUAAUAGUAAAAAUGCUAAAGAUUCCAUGCAAUCUUUUAGUUCACCUUUCAUAUCGAUGAGUGACGUGGAACUUGAACAACCAAUUUUUGGAGCUAAUUAUAUCAAGGGUAAAAUUCGUGCUCAACCGAAUGGCAACUGGUCAGGGGAAGUUAAAUUCAAGUUAUCAUUCCAAUCUGGUGGUUGCAUCGAUUUUGGGCAAGCAUUGCUGAGAGCUGCAUCUAUGGCACAGAGAAAUGGAGGAGGAAUGUCUCCACCGCCUUAUACUCCACCGACAAGUGGAUGGUAUGCUGCACCUCCUCCCUCGUACACUCCUUCAGCAGGAAGCUAUGGAUGGUUACCCCAAAAUUCAGGUUUUGGUUCAGCGCCAGCAAAUGGAGUAUUCAUGCACGAUAAUCCUCCACCGUAUCCAGGAAUAAAUUCGAAUUAUAAUGUAACACCAGGACCGUCAUAUCCAACGCUGCCUCCUGCAUCUUCUGCAUUCCAAAAUACUCCUUCUGCACCAAUGACGAAGGAUCAAGAAGCUGCUGCGUCAGCUUAUUUCGACCCUCGCGCACCCAACUCUGCUUUUGUACAACAACCACAAUUUUAUGAAAAUCCUCCAGCUUAUUCUGAACUUGAUCAAAUGAAGAAAAAAGAUUAAAUAUUUUAUAGUCGAUCGUUAAAUAUGGAUUGACAAUGAAAAUUACACAUAAAUGGUUAAAUUUUGUAUGAAAAUUGUGCAUAUUUAUUCACUUAUAUCUAUAUUAUUUUGCAAAAUAAACUUAUUCUAUUAUAAAUAUUUUUUUUCUUUUGUCAUAUUAAAUUGUUUGUCGAGACAAGUGCUUUGAAUAAUAUAAUAAAUAUUAACUUGUAUAAGCUUGUCGUAAUCUUGGGUUAUCCCACGUAAUUGUUUGAUAUCCAACUUUUUUAUCAUUGUAGCAAUAUGCCAGAACACACUUUUUGUUGACAGAUACUGAUAACCGCGCAAAGCUUAUAAAGGAAUCUGUAUUACGUUCUUCAGAAUAAUCUACACAUUUAACAAGAUGAGAAGCAUGAAAAAUCUUAGGAUCGCCUGGAUAUGCUAAGAAAUCGGCUCCAAAGGAGUCUCCGUCACUGACAUAUAAUCCUCUUCUAUUUAGAUCGUUAAAAGUACAAUUUGUUUUAGAAUUUUCUGUUUUUAUUAUGGCUAUUUGUGUUAAACAUUCUUCGAAAGGAUGCUUAGUUGGAACAUGAUCGUAAAUAUUUUUUAUAUUUAUGGACUGCGAAAUUUUCACAGUUUGUUCUAAUAGGAUUUGUUCCAAAGAAAUGUUCACACCUAAUUCUGUAACUCCAGAAAUAUUAAACUUCUUCACUUUUCCUUUGACAAUACUAUUGAUGUUAUUUUUAGUUUGAGACAAUCGUUUUUUUAUGUAUGGCCUUUUAAACUGCUCUAAAAGUUUUCCACAAUAAACACUGAAAUCGCGUUUAAUAUUUUCAUUUGGUUGUAAUUUCAAGCUGCUUGCGUCUGCAACAAUGACAUUAUUUUCCCUUAAAAGCACAUUUAACUCGUAAUUAUUAAAACACGCUGGUAGAGCAUUCAAUGAAGAAUGUCUGGUUUGACAUAUUGGAAUGCCGAUUAAUUUUCCUAAUAGGUGAUGUUGUGAUCUUAUUUUAAAAUAUUCAUCUUUGUCAAAGAUUAAUAUUUUUCCAUUCAUGAAAACCAUUUUUAUC
Molecule: messenger RNA, 1973 nt
Organism: Clunio marinus
Lineage: Eukaryota; Metazoa; Arthropoda; Insecta; Diptera; Chironomidae
Source: the annotation of a GenBank genome assembly